Messenger RNA from Phalaenopsis equestris, 1176 nucleotides. RefSeq lists its product as uncharacterized. The transcript has 6 exons. Gene Ontology annotation, cellular component: chloroplast. Bases 47 to 1039 code for a protein of 330 amino acids. NCBI's taxonomy places the organism in Eukaryota, Viridiplantae, Streptophyta, Magnoliopsida, Asparagales, Orchidaceae. The record is from RefSeq and is a predicted model, not a curated record.
GGUCUCUAAGUAAAUGUCCCCUUAUGAUGCUACAGCAAGGCGAUAGAUGAGGGCUUCGCGUUCAGCACCAGAAGCCAUGGCUUCUAUCUUCUCUUCUGCUCUCGUCGGCCCGUUGUCGUAUCGGCCACCGGAAAGAAAAUCGCAGGCAUUUGAACGGCGCUGGUAUGGAGGUUCUGCACCUUCAGUUUUACAGGCACAAUUUUCCACCUCUAUUUGCUGCGCCCGGAAUUUAUCCAACAUCUUCGCCUCCACCCCGAGGUCUCAUCUUCGUGCUCGAUACGGCUCCAGAUCGGUGCGUUGUGAGGCGGCGGGAGAAGGGUCGCCGGGAAGCUUUGAUGGAACUGUAUACAAGGGCAUCUACGGUCCGUGGAGAGUCGAGCCUUCGGACGUCAGAGAGGUGAUCUUGUAUAGGACAGGGUUGGUAACUGCUGCUACAUCAUUUGUGCUUGCUGCUGCUGUUACUUUUCUUCCUGAAAAUGCUAUUUUGGGGGACUUUCUCAAGCAAAAUAUCGACUUUUUAUAUAUCCUUGGAGCUGGUGGAUUAGGCUUAUCAUUAGUCUUGAUUCAUAUAUAUGUCACUCCGAUUAAACGCUUUCUCCAGGCACUUUGGGUUAUUGGUACUUUUGGAUCUGCUGCAACAUAUCUCAAUCUGGCUAGUCCAUUAGAUGAGGGUUUGGUACAAUAUGUCAUAGAAAACCCAUCUGCUAUAUGGUUUGUUGGACCCCUCUUUGCUUCUCUAACUGGUCUUGUUUUCAAAGAAGGUCUUUGCUAUGGAAAGCUGGAAGCUGGUGUACUGACAUUCAUUAUUCCUGCUUUGCUUCUUGGUCAUCUGACUGGAUUGAUGGAGAAUGGUGUGAAACUGAAUUUAUUAGGCCUGUGGAUGGCUCUCUUUGUAGUGUUUGCAGCAAGAAAGUUUCAGCAACCCAUUAAGGAUGACAUUGGUGACAAAUCUGUAUUCAUCUUCAACGCUUUGCCUGAGGCAGAUAAAGAAGUUUUACUCAAGAAACUCCAGCAAAAGGAUGAUAGCUUAGUUGAUUAGUGUGAAACUAGAUGAUCACGUUUCAGCCGAAGGAUGAUAUGCUGUCGAGGUUACAAUGUCAGAGCAUGAGGCAAUUACAAAUAAAAAUACUAUAAGGUCAGUUUGAGAUUGAAUUUCAUGUUGGAUAUAUAUAUAUA